AUGUCGUGGCUAUCCAACUCCAUGACCGGCUUGGUCGGGCAAGUGCGCUCGCUUACCGAGGACAUUCUCACCGAUGAGAGCACCGAUGGCUAUGUUGACCCUGAAACACUCCAGUCGCAACUGCAGGACACUCAACGGCAGCUCGUCGAGUUGUAUGAUACGGCCAUGCGCCUGCAAGAGGAGCGUGAUCGCCUCAUUGAAGGUCGCGACACGGCCGAGCGACGGGCUGACGAUGCCGAAUCGCAAAUUCACACCAUGUCCGAGCAAUACCGGCAUCUGAUUGAGGAGAAGCAAGCCGAAAUCGACACAUACAAAACGGUUGCAGAGCAGAUGCGUCAGGAGCAUGCCUCAACAGCUCUCGCCGAUCUGGCUCAACACAGUCAAUACAAAGUCGACGAAGACAUCAGGGAGUGGCGCACACGGGUUGAAGAUCUUGAGGAGCAGCUGCGCUUAGUUGGUGAUCAGCACCAAGAGGAUAUGGUGCAAUUGCAGCAGCAGCAUGCCAGCCAGUUGGCACAGAUGAAGUCUCGCCUACAGGAAUUCGAAACCAAUUCUGCGAAACAAAGCCCAUCGGUGAGCAAUCGAGAUGGGGAUCGAGCAACGCAAGACGUGCAUUCUGAUCAAGUCGAUGCCUUGCGGUUGGAGCUCGAAGCUGAACGAGAACGCGGUCAGCGGCUAGACCAGCAGUUGACGCUGAUGAAAGGGGCCAAUCAUAAGCUGCGUGAGCAGAUUGCCGAGGUUGAGGAUGAACUUGCAACGGCACUUGAGGCUGGUGCUGCCAACACCAAAACGAAGGAUAGUGACCACGCGCACGCCGAGCUUCAAGCCACAGUCGAUGCUCUGCAUAUGGAGCUGCAAGCUUCGCAACAGAAGAUCUCACAGCUCUCCGCAACGCUGAAGCAAGACACCCUUCGCCAUCAAAGCACUGAGCGUGAGCUCCGAGCGCGCUUGCAGGAGCUCGAGCUGAACGGGUCUGACAGCCAAACGCAAGCAGGCUCCACUGAUGCCGAUGUCACGCAACAGCUUCAGACUCGCCUCGCAGACGCGGAACAACAGCUGGCGGAAAUGGAUGAGCAGCUGGCCGUGGUGGAGGAGCGACUGGAAGAUCGUGAACAGGCGUGCCAAGAAGCUGAAAAGCGCGCCGCUGCUGCUGAAGAUCGUUUGCAGCUACAAGAUGCGCAGGCUGCAGAGCGCGCUGUACGCGCCGAAGCGGAAGUGGAAGCCUGUCGUCUUCGUGAAGCGAGUGCUCAGGAGCGAAUUGCGGCGCUCGAGCACGAACUGAGGGAGCUGGAGGCGCAGCAUCAGGAUUUGACCGAGACUCAUGCCACACAUGUCACCCGUCUUGAAGCAGAAUUAGCAGACGCCCGUGUCGCCACCCCUGCUGUCGAGCAUGGUGUGGCAGCUGAGCUCCACGCCGAAAUUGUGGCUGCCCUGGAAGGACAGCUUGAGGAACAAAGUGCUGAGCUGGAGCAAAUGGCCUUACGCUGUGAAGGAACCCAGCAGGAGUUGCAGCAAGCUCUGAGUGACAUUGACGACCUUCAGCGGGGCCAACAAUUGCUGGCGCGCGAGCGCAACGCGUUGUUGACGCAGAUUGAGGAGCUGCAGGCUGAAUCAAAAAAGAUGCCAUCAGCCACUACUUUGACACAAUCAGAGCCAGAAGGCCUGGUGCCAAAACUCACAAUCGCCACCCAAACCGACGAAGCUCCCAUGCCCACCGUGGAGCAAGCACCCGCACAGGUGCAAGAGGCACCCGCGCAUGCGGAGGAAAUAUCCGUGGAAACGUCUGUUGUUGAGGCACUUCGAGAAGAGUUGCAACGCACAGAGGCCGUGUUGACCGCACGAGAAGAGGAGAUUGCCUCGCUCAAGAGCGCCGUUGAGAAGGCUGAGCAACAGCGCGCGCGUCUUCAACAACACCUGCUGCAGAUUGAAGAGCAACGCACACAGCAGCAGCUUGAACUGCUGCGCCACGACGAGCAAGGUGCCUCCGAAGCUCGGCAAGAAGUAGAGCGCCUUCAGAAGGAAAUGACAACAUUGCACGCUCGAGCCGAGACCUAUCGCUCACGUGUUGCUUCCUUGGAAAAGAAGCUCUCCUCCACGGUUUCGGAGAAUGAAGAGGCCCGUGCUCAAGUUCGGCUCCAGGCUGACGAACUUGAGCAAGUGCGUCAAGAGAUGAAUAACCUCCAGAUGGUGCUCGAAUCCUUCGAGAGUGAGAAGGCCUUGGAGAUUGAGGGCGUGCACCAUCGACUGCGCGAUGAGCUUGAUGCUUUGAAAACGCGCGCCGCGCGUGCUGAGCAGGCGCUUGCGGCGGCUGAGCAGGCCCGCGAUGCGGCUCAGGAACAGCUGGCAGCGCAACGAACGCAACUGGCCAAUGCGCAAUACGAUCAGGCGAUGCAGGCGACACUUGAGCAUGACCGUGAACGCCUGCAAAAGCAAGUUGAUGAUACCAAAGCACGACUUGAACGCGUCAUCGCGCGGGCCGAUGAGCACCUGAUGGAUUUGACCUUGCUGAAAAACACCAUUGGCCAGUACUUCAGCUCCUCGGAGGGGCCACAACGCGAGCAGGUCCAGGAUUUGCUGGCAGACUUGUGUGAUCUUCCUGCACUAACGUCUCGCUCUGCACGCGCAGCUUCCCGGCGCUCGCAGGGCCUAUUCGGAGGCUGGUUUGGUGGGUCUAACCAAGGCAAGGGUGCAACUGAGCGAGAUUCCACAGCUCCGCGCCCUGCUCCAACAGGUGCAGUCGCCGAGGACGGCAGUGCCAGCUUUUCCAGUGUUUUUGUGAGCUUUCUCAUGAGUCAUAGCCAACGUGAUGGUGCACAACCCGAGACUGAGGCGUCUACUACUGGACCCUCAGCUGAUCAGCCCGGGAGCACUUCGCAAGCCUCCGCUAAUGCCUCAACGCCGAGUACUCGGCCGAACUUUCCCGCACAUACCAAUACAGCAGCAGUCAACGUCCAGUCCUUGCGCUCUGGCGACCCCAUCAUGGCUCAUGCGCGCGAGGUACCUGUGGUACCGGGUCGUAAAUUGCCCCGUGACACAGACCAUGCACCCAUCAUGAUAGAAGGACUUUCCAUGUCUUCGGGCAUUUCACCACUCGAGACGCUCCUGAACCAAAGCCAUUCGGCGCCCUCACGACGCUGA
Molecule: messenger RNA, 3138 nt
Organism: Monosiga brevicollis MX1
Lineage: Eukaryota; Choanoflagellata; Craspedida; Salpingoecidae
Exons: 7
Coding region: 1-3138 (1045 amino acids)
Biological process (GO): Golgi organization; endoplasmic reticulum to Golgi vesicle-mediated transport
Cellular component (GO): Golgi apparatus
Molecular function (GO): small GTPase binding
Source: RefSeq, a predicted model, not a curated record